UGUGAGUGACACACAUGACAGUCCAAAUAUUUUAAUGUUUAUUUUUAAAUUUUAAAUUAAUAACUAUUUACUAUUUUGAAUUAAAACAAUUUGAUUAUAAUUGCGUAUUUACCUAGUGCGAUACCUCAAAAACAUUAUAAGUAUUGUAAUUUAAUGUUUUAAAAAAGUAUACGAAUUAUACAACGCUAAAUCGAUGGUUUAAAUAUUUAAAAUACAGUAUAUAACCUAAAAAAAUUCACAUGGCGAAAAUAAGGUCCGAUGGUCCUGUGAAAACAGCUAUUACAAAGAAGAAUAAACUGAAAGCAAAAGUUAAUAAAAAGAAAUCUAAGAAUAAAAUAAAAAAAUCAGGAGUUGUAAACUCAUCAGAAGUUGGCACCAUAGAAAAUAAUGACUCUGCUAAUACAUGUCAAGAUAAAACUGUUGUGCAGAAUGAGCAGUUUGGAAAUAGAUUCCCCAUGUUCAAAGAUGAAGAGCUAAUCAAAAAGUUCCUUGCCAUUCCCAUGACAAAUAACCAAAAAUGUAGAAUGAGACAAACACUGAAAGACAGUCUCAAAGGCACCUCAGAUGAAUUAAUGCCAGAUGCCAUAUAUUCAUGGAUACAGACUAUAGUUAAAGAAAAAACUUCCCUGACAGUGCAAGAAUUAAAGAAAAUACGUAUUCUAUAUAACAUGCUAAAAACUGCAGCAGAAGCAAAAACAACUGACAAGAACAAAAACAAAAAAAGUGAUGUAAAUAAAAAAAGAACAGACGAAAUGGAUAAUUUGAUUGAAAUGAAAGAAGCAAAUAAAGAUGAAGAAAUUACUGACACAAAUGUAACUGAUGAGGAAAAUGAAGGGGUUAAAAAACAUUUAAAUUUACCACUGGAAGUUGGUAAAGAACAAGUUGUGCAGAAUUCGUCAGUAGACCAGUUUGGAGAGAGAUUUGCCAUCUUAAAAAAUGAAGAGCUAAUCAAAAAGUUCCUUGCUACCCCCAUGACAAAUAACCAAAAAGGUAGAAUGAGACAAACUCUGAAAGACAGUUUCAAAGGAACCUCAGAUGAAUUACUGCCAGAUGUCAUAUAUUCUCGGAUACAGACUAUAGUUAAAGACACAGCUUCCCUGACAGAUCCAGAACUAAGGAAAAUACGUAUUCUAUAUAACAUGCUGAAAACUGCAGUGGAAACAAAAGCAACUGAAGUGAAAAACAAAAAAGCAAAAAACAAAAAAAAGAAACAUAAUGACAAAAGUGAAACUGAAACUGAAGUAAAAGAAGAAAUAACAGAUGAAAUAGAAAAUUUUAAUGUGAUUAAAAAAGAAGAAAAUAAAAUAGAUGAAGAAAUCACUGACACAAAAGUAGCUGUAGUAAAAAAUGAAGGAGAUGAUAAACAUUUAAAGAUAGAAAAAGAUAGGAAACAAGAUAAAAUAAAGGGCCCAAAAAGAUAUGUUGUGUUUGUAGGCAAUUUACCUCUGGAUGUUGAUAAAGAACAAAUAAUGAAACACUUCAAUCAAAUAAAAGAUAAUAUUGUAGAUGUGAGGAUACCAAAGACGAAGGAAGGCCAAAAGAGCAGCAUCGCUUAUGUGGAGCUGAAGAAUGAACUGUGCUAUGAGCUGGCGUUAUCCAAACACCACUCGAUGUUCGGCAACAAACGGCUCAACGUGCUCUACACCACACAGAAGGGCAGCAAGAUUAGCAAGGCUGAAGCUAAGGGAAAGGCGGCUAAACUGGUGGCGCUGCAGAAGAGUGGCAAAUUGGCGGGAAGCAUACCCCUGAACAGGAAACGAAGCCAACGCCGUAUGAAGGCGAAGAAGGCUCGUGCGAAGCUAGAAGCGGAAGCAUAAACUCGAUUGUGUUGUAAUUUUAAGAUAUUAAUGUUUUAAUUUAAUCGUAGAAUAAAUAAUUUAAAUUAA
This is a messenger RNA of Bicyclus anynana (squinting bush brown), 1886 nucleotides long. RefSeq lists its product as uncharacterized. The transcript has 9 exons. NCBI's taxonomy places the organism in Eukaryota, Metazoa, Arthropoda, Insecta, Lepidoptera, Nymphalidae. Bases 240 to 1817 code for a protein of 525 amino acids. The record is from RefSeq and is a predicted model, not a curated record. Gene Ontology annotation, molecular function: RNA binding.